Fraxinus pennsylvanica is the source of this 4725-nucleotide messenger RNA. The record is from the annotation of a GenBank genome assembly. NCBI's taxonomy places the organism in Eukaryota, Viridiplantae, Streptophyta, Magnoliopsida, Lamiales, Oleaceae.
AUGGCUCCCAUUUUAUUUAUUCUCCAGAUAUUGGCUCUGUGUCAUUUGUGUUUAGCAAUAGAUAAUUAUUUCUUUAACUUAACUUAUCGAGCAGUUUUCAACUUUGGCGAUUCUAAUUCCGACACUGGAGGACUGGCUGCUGGAAUAGCCUUCCCAGUCGGGCCACCCAAUGGACAAACAUACUUCCUCAAGCCAUCUGGAAGAUUUUGUGACGGCCGGUUAAUAAUUGAUUUCUUGCGGGAUUCGAUGAAUUUGCCACUCCACAAUGCGUACUUGGAAUCUGUUGGUGCCCCAAAUUUCCAAUCGGGGUGUAAUUUUGCCGCAGGAGGGUCUACUAUACUUGCUGCCAAAGCCAAUUCGAUUAGUCCAUUUUCAUUUGGUGUCCAGGUAGACCAAUUCAUCAGAUUUAAAGCUCGAGUUCUUGAAUUACUGGCAAAAGACAGGAGGCUAAGAAAAUUCCUGCCUACAAAGAACAGUUUCACACAAGGCCUAUACAUGUUUGACAUUGGCCAAAACGAUAUUGAUGCUGCAUUUUCUUCAAAACCUGAGGAUGUUAUUGCUUCAAUUCCAACUAUUUUGUUAGAAUUUGAAACGGGAUUACAGACAUUAUAUAAUGAAGGAGCAAGGAAUUUCUGGAUUCAUAACAUGUGGCCAUUGGGUUGCUUACCCAGAAUUAUUUCAACAUUUGGAAUGGAUGCAUCAAAACUAGAUGAUAUUCAAUGUGUCACUUCACAUAACCAGGCGGCCAUGCUUUUCAAUUUACAACUACAUGCUUUGUGUUCAAAGUUCCAAGGACAGUUUCCAAAAGCCAAAGUCACUUAUGUAGACAUCUUCAACAUCAAACUCAACCUCAUUUCAAAUUAUUCUCAAUACGGGUUCAAACAACCAUUAGCUGCUUGCUGUGGAUAUGGUGGCCUUCCACUAAACUUCGAUGCUCGAAUUGCUUGUGGAGUAACAAAGAUUUUAAAUGGUACAUUGGUGACAGCAGGGCCAUGCAAUAACACUGCUGAGUACAUUAAUUGGGAUGGAAACCAUUACACAGAAGCUGCUAAUCAAUUCGUUUCAACACAAAUUCUGUCUGGGAAGUAUUUGGAUCCCCCUUUACCAGCAAAAAACUUCAUUUCCUAUCAGACUGCAACUUGUCACCGAGAACUCACGUCACGUUUGAUGAUGGUUCCAAUUGGCGGAAUAACAUGCUGCUUGAGCGCAGCCGCACUUUACCUUCUUGGCAGGAGCAGCGGAAGGGUUUUCAUGUCCAGGGAUGCCGAAGUUCUGAAAUCUGUUACUCGAGUUAACCAGUUAAAAGGAAUUGGAUACACCAAUCAACUGCGAGACAGUGGUUUACGGGCCGUAAUUGUGGAGCAAAAGGCGGAGCAGCACUUUCUGAAACACAAUGAAGCAGGAUCAUGGACACGAGAUUCAGCUUUGUUGCUUUCCAUGUGCAAAGAAGUUCCUUGGUACCUGGAUGAUGGCACUGCUCGUGUACAUGUUGUUGGAGCCCGUGAUGCCACAGGUUUGGUCCUGACAGUUGGAAGUGAAGUGUUUGAGGAGUCAGGACGGCACCUUGUGCGUCGAAGUGAAGUGUUUGAGGAGUUGGUAUGGUACCAUGUGCAUGGAACUUUGGAUCAUCACAAGGGUCUGAAGGACCGCCUUGGUUCCAUAUAUUCUAACGUUUGCUGUUUGGCAUCUGCAAUUAAGCGUGCAUAUUCUGUUGUCUCAAACUCUUUCAAUUAUGAUUGUCUUGUUAGAUGCUUGGAGUCAAAAGAAUCGAACGCAUUCUGCCAACUGGCUGUUAAGGAUGACAUUGGAGCAAUACAAAUUCAGCAACCCCACAAUGGCCCCUUUUAUGUCUCUUACAAAACCAUUGAUCAGCUCAUUGCAGAUCUUGGGAAAUGGGCAAGCUGUGCGGUGUGUGCGGAGGUGUUGGAAUGGGUGGCGUACGGGGAGUGCGGCCACAAGGAUGUCUGCUCAACUUGCGUCGCUCGCCUCCGAUUCAUCUGCGACGAUCGUCGCUGCUGUAUUUGCAAGACCGCGUCAAACAUCGUCUUUGUCACCAAGGGUGUUGGCUGUGACCUUUUUGAUGGCUUUUGGUAUGUCACAGACUUGAGUUUUGGACCUGUUCAUGACAAUUCCCUUAGUUGUGCCCAAAAUGUUGAAUUUAGCCCCCAAUUAUUUGCAUUAAGGCACCUGAAAUCACUCUCAUUCUUCAGUUGCUUUGUCUCACCUCACCAUUAUCCUGUUGCAAUUCCUAUUGAAAAUUGGCAAGUUUUUGCUGGCAGCUUAGAGUCACUAGAGUUCCGAACUUUCCUGUACCUCUGCAAGUAUUUGUUAACUCUUAUCACGAAUCACUGCACUAGAACUUUGGGUGUGGGAUUCGCUGAAGUAUUAAAACGAAAAGAUCAACAAUUACCUGAGAGGAGAAGGAUUUUGGAAGGUCUUCUUAAAUUGCCAGAGAAUAGGGAAUGUGCGGAUUGCAAGAGCAAAGGUCCUCGAUGGGCUAGUGUGAACUUAGGCAUAUUUGUAUGCAUGCAAUGCUCUGGGAUCCAUAGAAGUCUUGGAGUACACAUAUCAAAGGAGCACACUGUCCUGCUCAUCACAAGACUGCUUUCACCUGCAGUUCCUACAGAUUUUUCUGGAAGUGAGAGCCAUUUGAUAGGUUACGCUCCAUUGCUGAACGUUCUCCUAGUCGGAAUAUCAUCUGUCGAUUGUAUUCAGAUUUUUUCCUUACAUGGCAUGGUUCCACAACUUGCAGGUUCAUUGAUGCCAAUCUGUGAGGUCUUUGGUUCCUGUGCACCCACCAUGUCGUGGACUCUUGCAACAGGGGAGGAAAUUUCUUCCCAUGCUGUAUUUUCUAAUGCAUUCACUCUGCUGUUGAAGUUGUGGAGGUUUGAUCAACCACCUCUGGAAAAUGUAUCAGGAGAUGUCCCUCCAGUUGGAUCGCAUAUAACUCCAGAAUACCUCUUAUUGGCGCGCAACUCCCAGUUAGCAUCUUAUGAGAAUCCACUAAAAUUUCAAAAUAAAAUCAAAAGACUGUCAAGACUUUCAAAUCCAUCAUCGAGAGAGCCAAUAUUCAUGGAUUCUUUUCCAAAGUUAAAGUGUUGGUACAGGCAGCAUCAAGAAUGCAUUGCUUCUAUCCUUUCUGGUCUGGUACCUGGAUCCUCUGUUCACCAUAUUGUUGAGGCACUCCUGAGUAUGAUGUUCAGAAAAAUAAAUAGGGGAGGUCAACCGCUGACUCCUACAACUUCUGCAAGUAGCUCCUCUUCUGUGUCUGGAGCUGACGAUUCCUGUCUACGUCUUAAAUUACCGGCUUGGGAUAUUCUUGAAGCUGUUCCCUUUGUGCUUGAUGCUUCCCUUACUGCCUGUGCCCAUGGGAGAUUGUCACCCCGUGAACUGACUACUGGUCUCAAAGAUCUUGCUGAUUUUCUUCCUGCUUCCUUGGCAACUAUUAUAAGUUACUUAUCAGCAGAAGUGACUCGGGGACUUUGGAAGCCAGCUUUCAUGAAUGGAACUGACUGGCCGAGUCCUGCUGCAAAUUUAUCCAUGGUUGAACAACAGAUAAACAAAAUCUUAGCUGCCACUGGUGUUGAUGUCCCAUGUCUUGCUCUAGGCGUAAAUUCUCCAGUGACUCUUCCAUUACCCCUGGCGGCCCUUGUUAGCCUCACAAUAACCUUUAAACUUGACAGAGCUUCUGACCGUUUUCUAAACUUGGUCGGUCCAGCCUUGACUAACCUUGGCACAGGUUGCCCCUGGCCAUGCAUGUCAAUAAUAGCUGCCUUAUGGGUUCAAAAGGCAAAGCGAUGGAGUGACUUCCUUGUCUUCUCUGCAUCGCGAACUGUGUUCCACCACAACACUGAUGCCGUGGUUCAACUCCUCAGAGUAUGUUUUUCAACAGCGCUUGGCCUCAAUUCUUCUGUUGCGAGCAAUGGUGGUGUAGGUGCCCUUUUGGGUCAUGGCUUUGGCUCUCACUUCGAGGGAGGCAUUUCUGCAGUCGCCCCUGGAAUACUCUAUUUACGAGUUCAUCGAGCUGUUAGAAAUGUCAUGUUUAUGACAGAAGAAAUUUUAUCUCUUCUGCUGCAUACUGUCAAAGAUAUUGCAACUAGUGGGUUGCCUACGGAGAAAUUGGAGAAACUGAAGAAAACUAAAUUCAGUUCAAAAUAUGGUCAGGUUUCUCUUGCUUCUGCAAUGACUCAGGUGAAGGUUGCAGCUUCAGUGGGGGCUUCUUUGGUUUGGAUGACUGGUGGAUUGGGCUUGGUUCAAUCUUUAAUUAAAGAAACACUACCAUCACGGUUUAUAUCAGUUCAUGGGUCGGAGCCCAAUGGGGAGGAUUCAGGAGAUGUUGUUGCAGUGCUUGGUGGCUACGCACUCGCAUACUUCGCCGUCUUUUCCGGAAUAUUCGCCUGGGGAGUUGACUUGAGACCACCUGCGUCUAAACGUCGGCCUAAAGUUCUCGGGAAGCACUUUGAAUUCCUAGCAAGUGCCCUAGAAGGAAAAAUAUCGCUCGGUUGUAACAAGGCUACAUGGAAGGCAUAUGUCACGGGGUUUGUGAGCUUGAUGGUGGCAUGCACGCCGAUGUGGAUGUUGGAGGUGGAUGUACAAAUUUUGAAGAGUGUUAGUAAAGGGUUAAAACAGUGGAAUGAGGAAGAACUUGCACUUGCCCUCCUUGGAAUUAGUGGGAUCAAUGCAAUGGGUGCAGCUGCUGAAAUGGUUAUAGAAACUGAAUUUUGA